AUGCCUCCAAUUUCUGCAUCUAAAGCUAAGAGAGAAGCCAAGAAGGCUGAAAGAGACGCUAAGAAGGUCGCUGCCGGUAAGACCGUCCGUAAAUCCAAGAAGAAGACUGACGAAGAAGUCGAUGAAGUUGGUGAACAAGCCAAGGAAAUUGAAAAGUUGAAGUUACAACAAGAUGAUGACGGUAUCUCCGAUCGUGUUGUUACUGGUGUCCUAGCCUCUUUGGAAACUUCUAGAGAUAUUAAAUUAACCUCUGUCUCUCUAUUAUUCCAUGGUAAAGUUUUAAUUCAAGAUUCUACUCUGGAAUUAAAUUAUGGUAGAAGAUAUGGUCUGUUAGGUGAAAAUGGUUGUGGUAAAUCGACUUUUUUAAAGGCUAUCGCUACUAGAGAAUAUCCAAUUCCAGAAAAUAUCGAUAUCUACUUAUUAGAUGAACCAGCUGCUGCAACAGAAUUUUCUGCUUUAGAGUAUGUUGUCAGAGAAGCUCAAGCUGAAUUACAAAGAAUGGAAGACCUUGUUGAAAACAUCAUUAUUGAAGAUGGUCCAGAAUCUGAAUUAUUGGAACCAUUAUAUGAAAGAAUGGACUCUCUAGAUCCAGACACUUUCGAAAGUAGAGCUGCUGUUAUCUUGAUUGGUCUGGGUUUCAAUGCUCAAACCAUUCUAAAAAAGACCAAGGACAUGUCUGGUGGUUGGAAAAUGCGUGUUGCUUUAGCCAAGGCCCUUUUCGUUAAACCAACUUUGUUAUUACUUGAUGACCCAACUGCGCAUUUAGAUUUGGAAGCUUGUGUUUGGCUAGAAGAAUAUUUGAAGAGAUUUGACAGAACUUUGGUUCUAGUUUCUCACUCUCAAGAUUUCUUGAACGGUGUUUGUUCAAACAUGUUGGAUAUGAGAUUAAAGAAGUUAACUGCUUAUGGUGGUAACUACGAUUCUUACCACAAGACAAGAUCUGAAUUGGAAACUAACCAAAUGAAACAAUACAGUAAGCAACAAGAAGAAAUUCAACAUAUUAAGAAGUUUAUUGCGUCUGCAGGUACUUAUGCUAAUUUGGUUAGACAAGCUAAAUCUAGACAAAAGAUUUUGGAUAAGAUGGAAGCUGAUGGUUUGAUCGAAGCUGUCGUUCCAGAUAGAGUCUUCUCUUUCAGAUUCCCAGAAGUCGAGAGAUUACCACCUCCAGUUCUAUCUUUCGAUUCUAUUUCUUUCGCUUACGAUGGUAAGAAAGAACAUAACCUAUAUGAAAACUUAGACUUCGGUGUCGAUAUGGAUUCUAGAAUUGCUCUUGUUGGUCCAAAUGGUGUUGGUAAAUCUACCUUAUUAAAGAUCAUGACCGGUGAACUUAUGGCUCAAAAUGGUCGUGUCUCUAGACAUACUCACGUUAAAUUGGGUGUUUACUCCCAACACUCUCAAGAUCAAUUAGAUCUAACUAAAUCUGCUUUAGAAUUUGUUCGUGAUAAGCACCCAGAUAUCUCUCAAGAUUUCCAAUACUGGAGAGGUCAAUUAGGUCGUUACGGUCUAACUGGUGAAGGUCAAACUGUACAAAUGGGUACCCUAUCUGAAGGUCAACGUUCUCGUGUUGUCUUUGCUCUAUUGGCUCUACAACAACCAAAUGUUUUACUAUUAGAUGAACCUACCAAUGGUCUAGAUAUUCCAACUAUUGAUUCUUUAGCAGAUGCUAUUAAUGAAUUCAAUGGUGGUGUUGUCGUGGUUUCUCACGAUUUCAGAUUAUUGAACAAGAUUGCCAAGGAUAUUUUCGUCGUUGAACACAAGACCGCCACCAGAUGGAAUGGUACUAUUCUGGAUUACAAGAAGAAAUUGGCCCAAAACGUUGUCUUGUAA
Messenger RNA from Maudiozyma barnettii, 1827 nucleotides. It is a transcript of the gene ARB1, whose product is annotated as ATP-binding cassette family ATPase ARB1. The transcript has a single exon. NCBI's taxonomy places the organism in Eukaryota, Fungi, Ascomycota, Saccharomycetes, Saccharomycetales, Saccharomycetaceae. Gene Ontology annotation, molecular function: ATP hydrolysis activity; ATP binding. The record is from RefSeq and is a predicted model, not a curated record. Bases 1 to 1827 code for a protein of 608 amino acids.